AUGUCCAGUGAGGGUCCGGGAUUCAGGCCUGGCGAAGUCGUCGACUACCACGUUGUGUGGUGGAUUGUCUUCUGUUCCUUCCUCACCAGUCUCAUUGGUGAUGUCGCCACGGUAGAGAUUCUUCAUCGUCGCCGCGGCCAUGGCUGGCGGAACUUCCUCACCCUUCUCGCGCCUGCUGUGUCCUUCGGCCUAGUUGGUAUCUGGUGCAUGCACUUCGUCGGUAACCGUGCGAUUGAAAUGGGAGAUGGUCAUCCGGCUAUCCAACUCUAUUACGAUCCGCGUUACACGGCGCUCUCGGUUUUCUUACCUAUUGGUUUCCUCUAUGUCGGUUUCGCGUUCGCUGAGCACUUUAAUCGCUCCAGGACUAGUAUGUAUCUGGCACUGGUCGUGACCGGCAUUUUGGCUGGCCUAGCCAUCGUCGGCAUGCAUUACAUCGGCAAUCUGGGAACGACCAACUACCGCCUAAACAAUAAACCCAAGAACAUCUGCGGAGCUUCGCUGAUUGCCGUCUUCGCUUGUUGGCUGUCCUUCACGUUGUUCUUUCACCAGAGGGAGCACUGGAUUAACAGUUUCCCUCGUCGGUUCCUAUGUGCUUGUUUGCUUGCAGUUGCUGUCUGUGGUAUGCACUGGACCGCAGCGCAGGGCACCAAGUACGAAUUGAGGGAGUACUACCAUGGUGAUCCUGCACACCGGAACAACAAUUUGAUCGUCGCAGUCGUUUUGUCCUUCAUCGUCCUGUUCGUUUUCUGUCCUUUACUGGUGUGGCUUGGCAACAGGCGCAAGAAGCAAUUGGCAGACCGCGCGCAACACGUUGUCCUGGCGUCAGUGACUUUCGAUAUGGAGGGAAAGAUUCUCGUUACCCAGGAAGGACUCUUGCCGUCCCAAAAGAUCACUCGCAAGUACAACCAGAGGACUUUCUCUGACGAGUUUAACAUUGCGCAUCCGGUUUUCCAGUGGAUUUUUCGUGUCUCCCAUAAUUGGUCCAGUGUCGUUGAGCUCAUUGGACCGAUGCGCAGCCACUUAAGAGCCAUUGGUAGUCUGAAGGAUCCAUCGGCCCCUAGUAGUCGGGGAAAGUCAGCGGUGCAUGGUGUCGAGACGCCCAAACCUGAGGUCGAUUACAGUGUCAUCUUCCGCGAACACUUCUGCGUUGCUGCUUCGGAAUUGGCCUCUGCUUUGGACACCAGGAUGCAGAAUCUCGGGAAACUUUGGGAUGGCAUUUUGACAACUGGAACCACGGCUAAGGAGGUUAAGCGUAGGUCUUCCAGACAGGCGGCGAGCCCGGAUCCUGAAGCUGGCAUCUCUAUGCCUACUCUCAACCUCGUUGGCCGGGGCCAGCUAUUGUUCCUUGUCCGCAUGGUCGAGAAAGAAGCGUCUCAGAAGCUUGUCAAUGAAGGGUUCCGUUGGGCGACGAUGGACCAGGUUGGCGGCAUGCUCGCUAGCAGCUUGCAGGUCUCCCGCAAAGAAAUCAGCACCACUGUUGAGAAGCUGAGCGUUUACGCCGAUCGUCGUGCUGGUUUGCCCACUCACGGCACCUACUUAUCGUACUUCUGCAUGCGUCCGACUUGGAAGCCCUCCCUCGGCACUUGGGAGGUUCUCGUCGAAAAGGACGAGUCGAGCCACCUUCCCAUGGUUCCUCUGUUCGAGCGUGAGCAGCCCGACGAGAAGGCCAUCAGCUUCUACUCACAUCUGGAUGGAUUGAGCAUUCAUGAUAUCAAGAAGUACCUAAACAACUCGAGAGUUAGGCAGACCUUCAAGUCUCUUGAGGAGCAUCAUCUUGCCACCAAAAUGGAUGAAGCCAUCGAUCGGUUACACUUGCUCAUUCCUGAAACAUUCUUCGGCGAGGCUCUCUUCAUCAACAGAGUGUUCAGAGACUACGCCCAGUGGAGCGACGGAUACCCCCGGGGCGUCGUUAUGGCAUUUGUCUUGAUCCCUGACGUACACACAUCGUCCCUCAAGAGCGAACACUUGACGUACAGUCCGUUGAGCUUCUUCCGUUGCCGCCAGCAUGUCCAUCACCUCUCGACUGAUCACCAGGUUCUCGCGCAUGCGAUCCACCGUGAGUUCCACGAAGUCCGUAACCAGCAGCACAUGGGAAAAGACAAGAAGGGUGUGGUGACGUCCUCCAACGUCGGCCGCAUGAUGCAUCGCUCCAGUACGCAUGUGCAGCGCGAGAAACAGCGCAUGAAGUCGUUGAUGCAAACCUUCACCCCUACUCGCCGCGAUAGCACGAUGCAGAAUGACACGGCCUCGGAACGCGAGUUGGUGCAGUUCACCAGUCGCAACGACAGCGAUGCUACCAGUCACGGCUUCGGCGGCAUCAUGGUUUCCACUGACAUUGCUGUCGAGAGAGACGUCACCGCCACCAAGGAAGACUCCGUCAUGGAACUCAAGGAACUGGGAUUCCGCUCUGAUGUCGGCGUUGGUGACCAGGAAUCGGUUACGUUCGCCGAUGAGCUCUUUGAGAUUGCUUGCGCCAGAUGGCGCAGGUAG
Messenger RNA from Aplosporella prunicola CBS 121167, 2490 nucleotides. RefSeq lists its product as uncharacterized. Lineage: Eukaryota; Fungi; Ascomycota; Dothideomycetes; Botryosphaeriales; Aplosporellaceae. The coding region runs from base 1 to 2490 and encodes 829 amino acids. The transcript has 3 exons. The record is from RefSeq and is a predicted model, not a curated record.